Macroventuria anomochaeta is the source of this 2417-nucleotide messenger RNA. Its product is annotated as meiosis-specific APC/C activator protein AMA1. Bases 180 to 1976 code for a protein of 598 amino acids. Gene Ontology annotation, biological process: positive regulation of anaphase-promoting complex-dependent catabolic process; positive regulation of ubiquitin protein ligase activity; anaphase-promoting complex-dependent catabolic process. The record is from RefSeq and is a predicted model, not a curated record. The transcript has 2 exons. Gene Ontology annotation, cellular component: anaphase-promoting complex. Gene Ontology annotation, molecular function: ubiquitin ligase activator activity; anaphase-promoting complex binding; protein binding. NCBI's taxonomy places the organism in Eukaryota, Fungi, Ascomycota, Dothideomycetes, Pleosporales, Didymellaceae.
CACACUACCUCUCCAUCUCUCUGCCUGCUUGUCUCCCAGACAAGCUACGCAACAUUACCUUCCAAUCAAUACUUCAGAGCAUCGAUUACAAAAGCAUCGAUUACAAAAGCAUCUAAUACUAAUUUUACCAACCUACAGCAGCAUAACCCAAAAACCAUACUCAAGAAAUCUUCGCAGUCAUGGCCAGCCCAGCGGUCCUGACUCCGGUCAAGAACCGCAACUCAGUCUUCUCCACCCGUGCCGCUGGCGGACGGAUGCCAUUGACUCCUUCUCCCCGCACACCCAAGACACAGACUCCCGAUGCGCAGGCGCACGAGUCGAUUCAUGGCGGAAAUCUCAUGGCCCGUUUCCAGCGUUCCAUCUCCAAGAGCCAGAAGCCUUCUCCCAAGUCAAACAUCGCCCGCGUCAACUCGCCACGGAGACUAGAGCUCGGUGUAUCUGAAUGGUCGCUCACAGGAACCGCAACCGUUACUGCGAAGGCAAAGGCACCCGCAGUUGUCAAGACAAAGAAGGAGCCUGCUGUUCGCGCACGCCCAACCAAGACUCGCAUCACCUACAACUCCGCUGACCGAUUCAUCCCCAACCGGACGGCCAGCGACGCCAUUGCUACGGUUGGCUCUGGCAAGAUUGACCGCGAGUCGCGGCCCAAGUCCAGCUCCAAGGCCGAGGGUUCCACAGUACUUGCUAACGCCGCGAGUGCAUUCGACCUUGGUGGUCGUGGGUCGGAGGAGGACGUCACCCUUGCACUGGAGGGCCUGAACCUCGGAGAGGACGAGGAGGAGAGCCAGCCCAAGGCGAAGCCUGCCCCAGAGACAGUCGCGUACCAGUCAACACUCGCCUCAGCAUGUGGCAUCAACCAAAACCAGCGCAUUCUUGCAUUCAAGCCUGCCCCACCAGAGUCAUCAAAGCCUAUCGACCUCCGAUCGCAGUACAACCGCCCUCUCAAGCCCACCAGCGGCAUCAACGCACAGAGCCGUCGUCGCAUUCCUUCAGCACCCGAGCGCGUUCUCGAUGCUCCUGGCCUUGUCGACGACUACUACCUCAACCUGCUCGACUGGUCCUCUGGCAACCAGGUCGCCAUUGGUCUUGAGCGUUCCGUCUACGUGUGGUCUGCCGACUCUGGUUCCGUCUCCUCGCUCUUCGAGUGCUCUGCCGAUACCUACAUCUCUUCUGUGAAGUGGUCUGGCGACGGUGCCUACGUCGGUGUCGGACUCGGCACAGGUGAGGUGCAGAUCUGGGACGUGGAAGAGCAGACCAAGCUCCGCAGCAUGUUCGGCCACGAGACCCGUGUUGGUGUCAUGGGCUGGAACAAGCACAUCCUCUCCACCGGUGCCCGCUCCGGUCUCGUCUACAACCACGAUGUCCGCAUCGCCCAGCACAAGGUCGCCGAGCUCGUCUCUCACACUGGUGAGGUCUGCGGUCUUGAGUGGCGUGCCGACGGUGCACAGCUCGCAACGGGCGCCAACGACAACCUGGUCUCGAUCUGGGAUGCGCGUUCUCUCGCUGCGCCCAAGUUCACCAAGACCAACCACCGUGCUGCCGUCAAGGCUGUCUCCUGGUGCCCCUGGCAGUCCAACCUCCUCGCUACCGGCGGUGGCUCCAACGAUCGUCAGAUCUACUUCUGGAACACCACCACUGGUGCUCGCGUCAACCACAUUGCCACCGACUCCCAGGUCACCAGCUUGCGAUGGAGCACUCACUACAAGGAGAUCGUCAGCAGCGGCGGAUUCCCUGACAACAGCCUCAGCAUCUGGAGUUACCCCACCGGUGUCAAGAACAUGGAGAUUCCCGCCCACGAGUCUCGUGUCCUCCACAGCUGCCUCAGCCCGGACGGUCAGAUGCUGGCCACCGCUGCUGCCGACGAGUCCCUCAAGUUCUGGAAGAUCUUCGAGAAGAAGCCUGGUCAGCCUUCCGUCGCUGCCGCAGGCGCCGUCUCGACCAAGCCCAGCGCUACCAAGCAGAUGACCAUCCGCUAAGUCUGUAUCGUGUGGUGAAAGAGCGUGAAGAGGGAAGAAGCAGUGGGCUCACCUGCCACUAUCAACAUCCAGCACAGUCAUCGUCCUCGACCAUGCCACUGCUGCGACCAACAAUACCGGCUUGCGCAACGGAGCCAGUAUCACCCCGACUCUACGCGCAACGGUAAGUUGGUAAGUAUCACAUCUUGUUUGGGUAUGUGACGCGUUCCAAUACUGGAACUCCACAUCUACCCUCGGAUCAGUCAACUGGGUUCAGUGACUCGGCGAGGCGUUCUCGAAGCAUUGCACGGCGUCAAAUCAGCAUUUCGAGCGUGCUUGCUACAUCAAGUUCAUGAGUUACGAUAUGAUACCCACCCAGCCAUCGAGGGAGCUUUUGGUACAAUUUUUGGAGUCUAUUGGGAUCAGUCGUCAUAGCAUUAUCAAUCAAACACUCAAACAUGC